UUUGAUUACAGUUUCAAUUUCUUAUCUCCCACUUAUUUCAGCGAUGAAGAGGCUUUGCGGGGUGGACUCUGAGUCCCAGUGCACCCCCGCGCCACGGAGUGCCUCCUGAGGGACCGGCCCCUGGGCGGACGAUGCUCUCUUGGGGGUGGAUCUUCCUUUGGUUUGUCACAGGAGAGAGGACCAAAGGGUUUAACAUCUCAGGUUGCUCCAUCAAAAACUUCCUUUGGAUGUACUCUGCGGAGAGCGCCGAGGAGUUUGUCUUAUUUUGUGACUUAGCAGAGGCACGGAAACCCCGUUCCUACCACAGACACCCGCUCUCACCCACCCAAGGCCCUGCGCGCCCGCCCUGCCAUGGCCUUGAGGGCCUGUCUGAUGCCCAGUGGUACCUUCAGCCUCGGGAAGGAGGCGCCUUAAAGGAAAUUACCAGCAACCAGUCCCACCUGCUCCUGGACAAGACGGCCCUGCGCUUUCUGAGCGCGGAGAGGAGCCAUGCUGGCUCCUAUAUCUGUAGGCCCAGGAUGAGGAGCCGCAGGGACGAGGCGUGCUGCGUGAAGAUGGUCCUGGAAGUGCAGCCCCAGGCCGACCUCUCCUGUGCACGCCCUGUGCCGCGGACGCGCUACCUCCGUCUGGGCAGCACCGACGCCAUUCACUGCCCCAGCCUUGGCUGCCAGGGUGGCACCCCGAGUCCAGAGAUGACCUGGUACCAGAAUGGAAGACUGCUCUCUGCGCAGAGGAGCAACCCGCUGCCGCUGGCCGUGAUCUAUGACUACCACGAGGGCACGUACGCCUGCGACUACAUGCAGGCCGACGGCGCAGGGUCCCGCACAGUCAGAGCCGUUGUCCAAGUGAAAACCAUUGUGAGAAACACCACUCUCAAGCCGGACAUCCUGGAGCCGGCCCAGGACACCCUGGAAGUGGAGCUGGGAAAACCUUUGACUCUUAACUGCACGGCACGAUUUGGCUUUGAAGAGCACUUCAAACCGGUGCUGAGAUGGUACAGCAAAGAUUCUGGUCAGGAGUUGGAAAUCCCAACAAAGGAAGGGGGAAGCGUGAAACCCACCGUGGAGGCGGAAGUCAUCCAGCGCACCGUCCACUUGGAGAGAGUCACCCAGAGCGACCUGCACAAGACGUUCAUCUGCUUCGCCCAGAACUCGCUGGGGAACAGCACGCAGCCCCUCCAGCUGAGGGGGAGGAAGGGAGUGGUGUUCCUGUACGUCCUCCUGGGCACCGUGGCCGCCCUGGCGGGCGCGCUGGCAGCAGGCGUGCUGCUCUUCGCGUACUGGAUUGAGGUGGUGCUGCUGUGCCGGACCUGCCAGGACAAGGACGAGACGCUCGGGGAUAAAAAGGAGUUUGAUGCUUUCAUCUCCUACGCCAAGGGGAGCGCCUCUGAGAGUGAGCCCGCCUCGCCCGUGAGUGAGGACUGCCUGGCCUUGAAGCUGUUCCCCGAGGUUUUGGAAAACAAAUAUGGCUAUACCUUGUGUUUGCUUGAAAGAGACGUGGCUCCGGGAGGAGUGUACACGGAAGACAUUGUGAGCAUUAUCAAGAAAAGUAGAAGAGGAGUCUUCAUCUUAAGCCCCAACUAUGUCAACGGACCCAGUGUCUUUGAACUGCAAGCAGCAGUGAGUCUUGCCUUGGAUGAUCAGACGCUGAAGCUCAUCUUAGUCAAGUUCUGUCCCUUCCAAGAGCCAGAAUCCCUACCUGACCUGGUGAGGAAGGCUCUCCGGGUUUUGCCCAUAGUCACUUGGAGAGGCCUCAAGUCGGCACCUCCCAAUUCCAGGUUCUGGACUUGCAUGCGCUACCACAUGCCCAUGAAAAACCCCAUGGGGCUCCCCUGGGGCCAUCUCAGGGUUAUCUCAAGGGCUUUCUCGCUGGGAAGACAGUAAGACAGAGGCCCCUGGGAGGAGCUCCCAGCCGAGGCGCUGGCGACCUGGGCCUGGUGAGCAGAGAGACUGCCAGGCAGGGCACACAGCCGGAUCGGGCCGGACGGUGCUCGGCCCCCUGGGACGGCCCUGGGGCUGGGCCUCUGGUCUCUCGGACUGGACAGAGGGAGAGGGGAUUCUCCAGCCACUGCAGAUGCUCAGCACACUCCCACGGCUUUCUUAGUGGUCACCAGCAUUAGCAAAUGCAUCCACUUUUACUGGUGGCUAUGGACUAUCAUGUCUACUCUGUAUUGUACAUAUACAUUUAUAUAUAUAUAUUCGCAAUAAAAUAAAUAUUAUUUCAUUAGAAACAAGCAAUUUUAACUUUGUCAAAUAUUUCUCUGUAAAGAAGGUAAUUCUUGCUCCAUGUUCACCCACUAGCUCUCGAGCACAGAAAGCGAGUUUGAAGGCCGGAUGGGGAACAGGAGCCACGUUAGCCUGUACUCUCGUCCUGUGGGCACGGUCCCCUCUGGCAGAUGAGCUGGCUGAGCACCUCACCAGGACACAGGCCUGGGAGCAGAGGAGGGGUAUUUUCAGCUUCUCCUUGCCGUUGGCCUUAGGGCAGGACCGACCUGAAGUAUAGAACCUUACUCUGGGCCAGUGGAAGGAGGGACCAUCUGGGCCAUAAUGGUUGGAGCAAUGAAUGAACUCACAGCUACACACAAAGUGGAAAGACGGUGGCAAGAGUCAGCAGCCAAGAUACAAGCCUGAGAAACAAGCUUCUACACAUCAAAGGACAGCAAGGCUGGACUGGGCAGAGCUUCUGUCUAAGCCAUUCCCCCCUGAGGCGGAUGCUUCUUGUACAUGCUUCCUGGCCUGCCGACCCCAGGGCAAGGCCUGCUGGUCACAGGUGCUUUGCUGGAGGACCGAGCAGCUGUUCCCCGCAGACAAGAAUUUCAUUCUCAUGUAUUUGUUUUCCUUCUGAGAGUUCAAAUAGUGCUCUAAUCCCGCAUGAACAUAAAGCCCUCUCAACCCUGAGGGGGUGGGUUGAUCCAUUUGAGUGACAAAGAAGAGCAACUUCUGGACUCAUUCACAUGUGCUGUGUCACU
Messenger RNA from Myotis myotis, 2968 nucleotides. RefSeq names its product interleukin 18 receptor accessory protein (gene IL18RAP). Gene Ontology annotation, molecular function: interleukin-18 receptor activity. The transcript is spliced from 10 exons. Gene Ontology annotation, biological process: interleukin-18-mediated signaling pathway. The record is from RefSeq and is a predicted model, not a curated record. The coding region runs from base 132 to 1883 and encodes 583 amino acids. Lineage: Eukaryota; Metazoa; Chordata; Mammalia; Chiroptera; Vespertilionidae.